This is a messenger RNA of Erythranthe guttata (spotted monkey flower), 1679 nucleotides long. Its product is annotated as P-loop containing nucleoside triphosphate hydrolases superfamily protein. Lineage: Eukaryota; Viridiplantae; Streptophyta; Magnoliopsida; Lamiales; Phrymaceae. The record is from RefSeq and is a predicted model, not a curated record.
UAUCAAAUAAAAUGUUUACUUUGACUAAUAAUACAAUAUAUGAGGAGCCAUUUGAUAGAAAAUACAGAAAUGAGGGACGAAAUUGAAAAUAAUCGUUCCCUUUCCCAAAAAGGUGGGGGGUGCGAAAAGCAUUUACCUAACAAUACCUAAUUUGCAAAUCACACCCUCCGUCUUCUCCCCCCAAUCCUCAACUCCCAUCUACAUUCCGAAUUACAUACAGCAGGUAAAACUCUGUUCUCAAUUUCUCCACUCGGUUCAACAAUGGCGUCGUGCGCUUUCCCCCUUCUCGCGCAAUCUAUUUUUCCUCCUUCCGAUUUCACGUAUUUUCACUGUGUUUCUCCACUGAAAACGGUGCACAGAAGUAGAAGAAAAUCAAGGAGAAAUGGGGCUAUAAUUUUGACCAUGGCCGCCGCCGCCAAUGCCGCAUCAAACGACGCCGGAGGUGUUAAUCCGACAAAGCUCGUUACUUUCUUAGGUAAAGGCGGCUCCGGCAAAACAACCGCCUCCAUUUUUGCAGCUCAGCAUUAUGCUAUGUUGGGGCUCAAAACAUGUCUGGUGAUACAUUCACAAGAUCCGACAGCUGAAUAUCUUCUCAAUUGUAAGAUUGGAUCAUCUCCUACCAAAUGCAAUGACAAUUUGUCAGCUGUUAGACUUGAAACCACAAAGAUGAUUCUUGAACCACUUAAACGGCUCAAGCAGGCCGAUGCACGUGUGAAUAUGACACAAGGUGUUCUUGAAGGGGUGGUGGGUGAAGAGCUUGGUGUACUCCCUGGCAUGGACUCUAUAUUCUCUGUUUUGGAAAUCGAAAAUCUUGUAGGAUUCAUCCGUAAUAAUGUCUCUCAAAAAAACAACGAAAAACCCAAAUUCGACAUAGUUGUUUAUGACGGUAUAAGCACAGAAGAAACCAUACGCAUGAUUGGUGCAACCAGUAAAUCGAGAUUGUACUUGAAAUAUAUGAGGAAUCUAGCUGAAAAAACCGAUCUAGGGAGGGUGGCGAGCCCAUCUAUAUUGAGACUUGUUGAUGAUGCGUUGAGUCUAAGUGGCAGGGGUAACAAUCUAAAUGGGAGAACGAGUUCGGAAAUAUGGGAUUAUCUUGAAACAACGUUGACGAAAUUAUCUUCUGUAUUCGCAGAACCAGCGAAAUUUGGGUGCUAUCUGAUGAUGGAUCCGAAUAAUCCUAUGUCGGUUAAUUCAGCAUUGAGGUAUUGGGGUUGUGCAAUUCAAGCUGGAGCUCAAGUAUCUGGUGCAUUCGGGAUAACUGCACCAGAUUCUCUUAUUGCAUUAGGUGAAACUGUGGAGAAUAACUUUUCGCCGUUGCCUUGUGCUUUUGUUCCGUAUCUCAAAUUAAAUAAUCGUUUAAAUUGGAACGAGAUUAUGGUGGGAAAUCAGAGCGAAGGAGCGCGAAAUAUACUCUCGGAUACUAACAACAAGAGUCUCCGAAAUUCGGUUAAAUUUGAUCCAUCCGAUAAAUCUGUGAAGCUGUUUAUGCCUGGUUUUGACAAGUCCGAAAUCAAGCUGUACCAAUUCAGAGGUGGAUCGGAGUUGCUAGUGGAAGCAGGGGAUCAAAGGCGCGUGAUUCGACUUCCUUCCGAAAUUCAGGGCAAAGUAGGAGGUGCCAAAUUUGUUGAUAGAAGUCUUGUCAUCACAAUGCGAUAGUGCUGAUUCUUGCUUAUAUAUAU